Molecule: messenger RNA, 1651 nt
Organism: Lycium barbarum (goji berry)
Lineage: Eukaryota; Viridiplantae; Streptophyta; Magnoliopsida; Solanales; Solanaceae
Exons: 7
Coding region: 353-1045 (230 amino acids)
Biological process (GO): translational termination
Molecular function (GO): translation release factor activity
Source: RefSeq, a predicted model, not a curated record
UAGUUGCUUUUCAUCCCACCCAGGUUCUGUGGACAUAUUAAGAGUUAAAACGACAUAUUUUCUCAUGGCAACAAACUUCAAACAAAAGCCAGCAGUACACCACACCCCGCCCACCUCUAAGGCAGAGUUUUGAAGGCCAAAUUAUGUCUUGCGAAUUCAAACUCAAUCUUGCAAUUUUUUUUUUUAAUUUUUAAAUGAGCGGAAGUUCAAAUCCGAAAUCAAAAAAUUUUUAGCUAGCGACAAAAGUUAAAAAAGAUUUUAAAUUUGCGGGCCAAAAAUUAAAGACCAGGACAUUCGUGCGAAUUGUCCUCCUUCAAAUAUAACCAUUAUCAGGGGCUAUCGCACCGGGAAAAUGGCAUCAUUGAGAACCACCACAACGUUUCUCGUACGUGAAAUAUUGCGUCCAUCAAUACAUUUCCCAACUGUUCGUUUCAUCCACAUCUCACCGUGUUUUAUCAUUGAUAAUCGUGUUUUAUCACAACGGAGUCUGUCUUUUAGUUCGGUUAGAUGUGCAGCGGCGUCAUCCGACGGUGACGGAAAGAAGUCGCCGGCGAGACUUGCACAGGUUCAACAACUGUUAUAUGAUGCGAAAGAGAGAGCUCAAGCUGCUGGAAAUGAUCCUAUUCCUAAGAUUACUCUUGAUUAUGUUACUGUUAAUUUUGCAAGAAGUGGAGGUCCUGGAGGACAAAAUGUCAAUAAAGUAAAUACCAAGGUGGAUAUGCGGUUCAAUGUUAAAAAUGCUUAUUGGUUAAGUGACAGAGUCAGAGAGAAGAUUUUGCAAAUGGAAAAGAAUCGAAUAAACAAGGAUGGAGAGCUUGUGAUCUCUUCAACAAAGACGAGAACUCAGAAGGGUAACAUCGAAGAUGCUUUGAGUAAAUUACAGGCUAUAAUUGAAGCUGCUUCUUAUGUACCGCCACCUCCAUCUGAAGAGCAAGUGAAAAAAAUAAAUAAGAUGGCUUCUAUUGGGGAGCGCAAGAGGCUCGACAAUAAGAAGGCCCAGUCACAAAAGAAGGCUAUGCGAAGAAGCAGAGAUAGUUAUGACUGAUUCCAAGAGCUCGAGAUUGGCAUGCCAGAUUUCUUGUCCAACAUAGGCACUCCGCUAUCAAAUUCUCCCAGCUCCUUGAUCAUUUCCUUUGUCCUACUUCUGAAUGAUACGAAAAUGGUUUUAGUAUGAAUCUCUGUAGGUCCUUCAGAUGAUGGUUUCUUGAUACGAGUUACACACCAUAUUAGCUAAAAGAAUCUAGACACAGCCUAAGCUUUAGCUGAGAGCAUUACUGAAAGCAAAAGAUCUUGCUCUUUCUUUUCUUUAGAAGAUGUUGAUAUUGGAUAGGUAAGCUCAGGUCUGGGUGAGAACCCCUGUAGUUACAAAAGAAGAAUAACGCGGCCACCCGUCUUUUGUAUGUAUUGGGGCGCGCAUGUUGACAGAGGCGGAUCCAGGUUUCGAUCUUUGCUCAUUGUACUUUUAUAAUUAUUGAUUCAGAUCUAUUACUUGAUGAAAUUUUUGUGGAUUUCACAUAAAACACUGCUUGUCGAAAAUAGUGGGUUCGGAUGACCCGGUGCGUGGAUAGUUUGUUAUGACUUAUGAGACACUCAUAGUAGGACAGAAAGUUUCACGUUUUAAUAUAUGUAUUGUCUAUUGUUUUUCCUUUAA